AUGUCAACUCGGGGCCUGGAGGAGUUUCUGGGUCCAUUUCUUCAUGAAACAUCCUGCCGGGUGAUUGACUGGGUGAAGGAGGAGUGUGAAGGAAUCCAGCAGCUGGGACCCGGGCUGCACAAGUGCCAGAAGCUGAGACUCUGUUAUAAUAAAUUGGGAGAUUCAGGAGUGAAACUGGUGUCUGAGUCUCUGAGGAACCCGGAGUGUAAAAUACAGAAACUGUGGCUGUGGGAAGUCGGUCUCACAGAUUCUGGUGCCGAGCCUCUCGCCUCCGCUCUCAGUACAAACCCAUCACUGACAGAGCUGGACCUGAGUCAUAAUGAACUGGGAGAUUCAGGAGUGAAACUGGUGUCUGCGGCUCUGAGGAACCCGGUGUGUAAAAUACAGACACUGCGGCUGUGGUGUGUCGGUCUCACAGAUUUUGGUGCCGAGGAUCUCGUCUCCGCUCUCAGAACAAACCCAUCACUGACGGAGCUGGACCUGGUAUUCAACUCGCUGACAGACCGAUCUGUCCCCGCUCUGCGCCGCCUCAUACUGACCCUCCCGAGACUGGAGCGGAUCUGGCUGGGGGAGAAUGGAUUCAGUCGGACAGGGGAGACGGAACUGAGAUCUCUGCAGGAACCCAGACCGGGACUGAGAGUGGACUGUGAACAUCCGCGCCAGCGGGAUGGGGAUAUAUUGGCAGAUUCCCCGCACUCCCCUUUAAUUCCCCCUCCCCUUUAA
Molecule: messenger RNA, 723 nt
Organism: Hypanus sabinus (Atlantic stingray)
Lineage: Eukaryota; Metazoa; Chordata; Chondrichthyes; Myliobatiformes; Dasyatidae
Product: ribonuclease inhibitor-like
Exons: 6
Coding region: 1-723 (240 amino acids)
Molecular function (GO): protein binding
Source: RefSeq, a predicted model, not a curated record